Messenger RNA from Penicillium robsamsonii, 1377 nucleotides. RefSeq lists its product as uncharacterized. NCBI's taxonomy places the organism in Eukaryota, Fungi, Ascomycota, Eurotiomycetes, Eurotiales, Aspergillaceae. Bases 1 to 1377 code for a protein of 458 amino acids. Gene Ontology annotation, biological process: amino acid transmembrane export from vacuole. The transcript is spliced from 6 exons. The record is from RefSeq and is a predicted model, not a curated record.
AUGACAGUAAUAUUCGUCUGGCUGGGAAGUGCUGCUGACUAUGGAACAUUUGGCCGAUGGCUUCUUCUGGCAUUGACAAUGGUCUGCUGGGCACUGCAGUAUGGUAUGAUGUCCAUCCGGCAUCCGAGCCAGUGGCCAACUGCAAUGGGAUUGUACGUUGUGGCAUACAUUGCCUACGGCGCGACGCUGGUAUUUUACGCUGCUGUGUUCCCCCGUCUGGCGCGGUAUACCCCGCAUGUGCGCAAAGCGAGAGAGGAGGAUCUCAGAGAGAGUAAAAUCGACCAAGAGGAAUACGAUGCUAUUGAAUCACUGGAGAGAAAUCAUAUCAGGUCAGUUUGGUCUUUUGAGGCUCCUAUUGAAGAUGUCGUUGACAAUAGUAGCAACAUUUCAACUGCACACAGCAAUAUUGGAUACCUACUCACACUCGUGCUUAAUAUGAGUGUUCUACUUCCACUCCAAAACAACAGUUUCUCGAAUAAUCUAGCACUCUGUCUUACUAACUCAUAUUGGGUCCUUCUUGGCAUCUGGUGGUUUAUUUUCCAGCAAAAACGGCCAGGUCCAAAGAUACCAAAAGGGUCAAACUACACCACUAUUGGGUUCAAGCAGAUCUGGCUGGCCAUUCGAGAAAUCAGGUCUCUUCCACAGACAUUUCUGUACUUUUUCGCCUAUUUCCUUCUUGCCGAUGGCCUCAACACCACUGGUACUCUGGUCAGCAUCAUCCAAAACGACUCUGUUUCAUUUUCAUUCUUGCAGAUUACAUAUCUCGGCAUUACCCAAGCUGCCUGCUCGAUCACCUCAACAUUUGGCUUUUGGUAUAUACAGCGGUAUUUCAAAUUUAAGACAAAAACCAUGUUUUUGUUCACCAAUUUUUUCACUGUCCUAAUCCCCUUUUGGGGCAUGCUGGGACUGUGGACUCAUCGCAUCGGGUAUCAUAAUAGGUGGGAGUUCUACUUCUACAAUGUCGUUUUCGGGCUUUUCCAGGCUCCAUACUAUGCGUACGCCCAAACGAUGAUCAGCGAGCUGAUGCCACGCGGCUACGAUAAUAUGUUCUUCGCCCUUUUUGGAAUAACCAAUCGCGCCUCUUCAAUCAUCGGCCCGAAUGUUAUUCAAGCUAUCAUAAACAAUACCCACAACAGUUGGAUGGGCUUCCCAUUCUUGUUCGCCAUCUGUGCCGCGGCAAUGAUCACCAUAUGCUUUGUAGACAUCAAAAAGGGUCGUGAGGACUGUCGGAAAUUCACCGAGCAGCGGAAAAUAGACCGUGUCGUGGCAGAGAGUGGUCUAGAUCCCAACGAUAUUUCAAAUCAGAAGCAGCCUGUCCGUAAUGAAGACAUCCCUGAAGUGCAAGCCGAGCACACCAGCACUUCGGUGACGGGGUAA